Messenger RNA from Hemibagrus wyckioides, 12504 nucleotides. RefSeq names its product nuclear factor I/A (gene nfia). The coding region runs from base 1315 to 2841 and encodes 508 amino acids. The record is from RefSeq and is a predicted model, not a curated record. The transcript has 11 exons. Gene Ontology annotation, biological process: regulation of transcription by RNA polymerase II. Gene Ontology annotation, cellular component: nucleus. Lineage: Eukaryota; Metazoa; Chordata; Actinopteri; Siluriformes; Bagridae. Gene Ontology annotation, molecular function: RNA polymerase II cis-regulatory region sequence-specific DNA binding; DNA-binding transcription factor activity, RNA polymerase II-specific.
GACAUAAAGGAAGUGUGUGUGGUUUUUUUUUUUUUUUUUUAGUUAUCAAAAGUAGUUGGCGAGCCGGUGCUCGAAACCCAGUCGGUUAUAGCUAGUGUGAAGCAGGGUUAGAAGUGAAGUACACGACGGUGUUGUCCCGCCUGAGCCUCGGUGGGAGUCGCCGGUGCGGAGGGCGCUGUGCUGUUGAGGGACGAAGGAACGGAGAGUUUCUCCUCCGGGCAAAAGUGAAGUGUGAGCUCGGCGCGGGACCGCGGCUCGUCCCCGCUCUCCGGGACUUCAGCUCACUUUGCUCUUUAUUUUCUCUCUUUCUCAGGCGGACACUGCAACGACGACACAGGAUCGCGUGCCGGCUUUUAUUUAUUUAUUUAUUUAUUAUUAUUAUUUUCUUUUUUUGCAACAGGCAAUUUGUCCUGUGCCGUUCUCCGAGGAUCUUUCACUGUGAUCUCGGUGAAAGCCUAUUUCUCGGUUUCUGAAGCUCCGGCUCGGCUGAAGCCUCGAUCGCCGCAUGCCUGCGAAUGCAAUGGUUUGGUUUAACGCAAACGUUCAACAGCCCGGCUCCGCGAGAUACAAAAGUGCGAUUCUGACUUUUUUCCAAGCAUCCCGAGGACUUUUUACUGGACAGUCGUUCUUUUUUUCUGAGCACGCGCGUGAAAUGGAAGAUAAAGCGAUCGCUUUCUUUCCGUGAUUUUUGUUCGUCCAUAAACCGUGUCUCUGCGUGUUGUGUUUAUUUUUCGCCUCUCUCUCUUUCUCUCUCUCCGCCAACGGGACAGUUUCAGCUCAGCGCCACACACCGUGUCUUUUGCUGAAAGUUGUGUGAUGGUUUCGGUGGUAAAGCGGCGGCUUUUAACGGCGGACAGAGUCCGGUAGAGGUUGGUGGAGAGUGCGGUGGGAAGCCGCGCGCGCGACUCGAGGCGGGGUUAAAGUUCAUCACGGAGCGCUGAGGCAGCGCCGCUCGCGCUUCGCCACAGUCGGAAAUGUGAAAGCAAGCAAGAAGCAGCCUUUAUUUUUCCCCCCUCUCUCCCUUUUCUGUCUGUCUCUUCUUUUUUUUCUUUUUCACACACACAUACACAGGCGGACGCAGCGAUCACUAGUAAACGGACACACGCAGGCUACACAUACACACACACACACACACAUACACACACGCACGCACACACACACACGCGCGCUCACACACACACACUCACACAUCAACACGUACAUACAUAAACACGCCGAUUCGUUACAGUUAUCCAAACAUACACACACAUACAUACAUACAUACACACACACACACACAUACAUACACACACUUCCCAAAUUCGAGCACCAGAUAUGUAUUCUCCGCUAUGCCUAACACAGGAUGAAUUCCAUCCUUUCAUCGAAGCACUGCUGCCCCACGUGCGUGCGUUCGCCUACACUUGGUUUAACCUGCAGGCCCGCAAGCGAAAGUACUUCAAGAAGCACGAGAAGCGCAUGUCCAAGGAAGAGGAGCGCGCCGUGAAGGACGAGCUGCUGAGCGAGAAGCCUGAGGUCAAGCAGAAGUGGGCGUCGCGGCUGCUGGCCAAACUGCGCAAGGACAUCCGGCCCGAGUUCCGCGAGGAUUUUGUGCUCACCGUGACGGGGAAGAAGCCUCCGUGCUGUGUGCUCUCCAACCCCGACCAAAAAGGCAAAAUGAGGAGGAUCGACUGCCUGCGCCAGGCAGACAAAGUGUGGCGCUUGGACCUGGUCAUGGUGAUUUUAUUCAAAGGUAUUCCCCUCGAAAGUACUGAUGGCGAGAGGCUGGUUAAAUCACCGCAGUGCUCGAACCCAGGGUUGUGCGUGCAGCCGCAUCACAUAGGAGUUUCAGUUAAAGAGCUGGACCUGUACUUGGCCUACUUUGUACAUGCAGAAGCUACGCAGUCUGAAAGUCCAAACCAGUCCAGUGAAGGCGAUGUUAAGGACCAGCCAGAAAAUGGACAUCUGGGCUUCCAGGACAGCUUCGUUACAUCAGGCGUCUUCACCGUCUCCGAACUUGUCCGAGUCUCACAGACCCCGAUUGCGGCAGGGACAGGACCCAACUUCUCACUGGCAGAUUUGGACAGCUCCUCUUACUACAGUAUGAGCCCAGGGGCUAUGAGGCGGCCCCUACCCAGCACCUCUUCUAGCAGUUCUGCAAAACGGAUUAAGUGUAUGGAGGAGGAGGUGGACAGUCCAGGCGAGGAGUCCUACUACCCUGGUCAGGGGCGAUCCCCAGGCAGCGGAAGCCAAGCCAGCAGCUGGCAUGAAGUAGAGCCAGGAAUGCCAUCGCCCACCACAUUAAAGAAGUCAGAGAAGUCUGGUUUCAGCAGCCUCGUGCCUUCGCAGAGCUCCUCCUCCCCCCGAACGGCAUUCACACACCAUCAUCGAGCAGUCAUUACAGGACCCAGAGCGAGUCCUCACGCCACGCCGUCAAGUCUUCAUUUCCCGACGUCUCCAAUCAUCCAGCAGCCUGGCUCCUACUUCUCUCACCCUGCCAUCCGCUACCACCCACAGGAGACGCUCAAGGAGUUUGUCCAACUUGUCUGCCCUGACAGUGGUCAGCAAGCUGGACAGGUGGGCUUCUUGAACCCCAAUGGCAGCAGUCAGGGGAAAGUUCACAAUCCAUUCUUGCCCACGCCCAUGUUGCCCCCACCACCGCCCCCGCCCAUGGCGCGACCUGUGCCACUGCCCGUGCCAGACUCUAAACCUCCCUCCACUACGGCCGAGGGAGGGGGCACCUCGCCCACCUCGCCAACCUACUCCACACCGAGCACGUCCCCCGCCCAGCGCUUUGUCAGUGUGGGCCCCAGAGACCCCAGCUUUGUAAAUAUCCCUCAGCAGCCUCAGUGGUACCUGGGCUAAGGACACCAGAUUCAGACCGGCCUCUCCCGAGCUCAAAUGCUUCUCCCUGCCUCCCCUGAGUGUGACCUUCUAUGUGCCCAUCGGUGUGACGCGCCAGGAUCUGCCGGCCGCCCUCAACGCCCACAGACCCAGCAGCAUGGCUACAGCAGAACCCAGAACAAAUCCAAACAAAUCAACUCAACACGCUUACAACAAACAUACUCAGUAUCUGUAUAUCCCAUAUAUAUUCCUCCAGAUGUAUGGUUUCUAUUCUUAUAUUCAUAUAUAGUAACUGCCCAGGUCCUCUAUCUUCGGGAGAUUGGGCUUGAAAACGGAGAGAUCUGAUUUACUUGGAACCUUGCAUGAAUUUUUUUUUUUUUUUUGUUCAACCAGAUAAGGAAAACAUAAUGUGACACAAUCAAAGAGCUUCCUUCAGUCCGUGACUGUACCCAGUCUCAUCGAGAGCCGAAUAUCUUUAUCACUAAUUCCUGAAUUUGUUGCAGUUUCACGUAUCGGCUACGUGAUUUGAUCAUCCCGGACUGGCGCUCCCCGUGCUCCUCUCCCCCGUGUUUGGCAGGAUCUGGCGGAUCUGGCGGUUUUCGGGUAGAACCCUAGUUCUGCUUGUGGACUUCUUACAAAGGUUUUACUUGGAUCAGAUAUUCCACCAGCUAAAACCUCUCUCUUGACUCAAUAGUCUGCUCUGACCAGAACUGUUCAUCCAUAUCUUCACCGCCGAGACCUUCAGCGCCAUGCCCACGGCCCAACAGACUUCAUGUGCCGGGAAAUGGCAAAUAUGAGAAGAAAUUCCCCUGGUUUGUGUCUCGGGGCAGGAAGUGAGAAGAUGGUGAUGUUUGAUAUGAGCUCAGAAGGCUGUAAAGUGAAGAAUUAAUACGGGAGAUUUUUUUUUUUUUAAAGAAAUUGUCUCCCAAUUGUCUUGGAGAUGCGUUCAUAUUUUGUUUUUGUGUUUUUGAGUCAUUUCAGUUGUUUCUAAUACACCCCAUGUAAAGUUCUGCUAUUAGAGAGAACGGGCGGAUAGAAAGGCUGAGCUUCCAUUCAUUAACAUGACAUAAGACAAGCAUAAUUGGUGGUAAAUGGAAUUUUGAAUGGAGGAAAGUGCAAUUUUGUUGGAAAGCUGUCAGAUUGUUAAAUAUCUUUUGUAAGAUAGAUCAUUGCAGCGAUUGUUGAAAAGUAUAUAUCUAUAUAUAUUUUUCUUCCUAGUCCAUUCACACCUCUGGGACUCUAAAAUAUCGGGGUACAAAAAUAGAUCAAAUAGCCUAGUGAGAAAUAGAGGGAGCUGUACGUGCUUAUUAUUAUUAUUAUUUUUCUUUUCUUUCUUUUUUUUUUUUUUGGAAAUGUUCGUUCAUCUUUGUAAAUUUGUUCGUAUUGUAGAACAAAUAUCCCUUUAAGGAAAUUUAAACAAUCAAUUUUAAAACAUUUUGACCACAUCAUCCACUCAUUGACAUUUAGACUGCUGUGCAAGUUUGUUUCCAAAAUGCGUAUUAACUUAUUUUAACGAAGCACAUAAUGCAGGAGCAGUAGCUGUUCUUAAUUUCUCAUCAGGCAAACUCCAUUGCAUGUAACAUAAGAAAGAUUUGAUCAUAUCAGCAGCUUCGGAAAUGGUUGGUUAUGAGAGCUCUCAGAAUAGGAGGACUAAUCUGUGGUCAGUUUCUAGAUAUAUAUAUAUUUUUUUUCGAUGUUCUGUAUGGACAGAUCCCAGCACUCUUACUCGUAAAACCUUUCUACAUUCAGUAUGGUCCUUUUUCUUCUUCAGCUGAAAGCUCUUGUGCCUGUUCUGUGACCACAGACUGGUAGUCGAUGCCGAGGUGACACACACACACACACACACACACAAAAAAAAAAAAAAACAAAAAAAACUUCUGUAACCUUUAUGAAAGUGUUAUAAACAAAACGAUGAAGAAAAAAAUAACAAAUGUGAAGAUCAGACAAAACACGAAUGCAACCGCAGAGCGAAGCCUUUUCUUUUCUCAUUUGCUUCGCAUGCGAUUUUAACCAUUUAUUCUUUAUUUGACUUUUCUUUCCUACAGUACAUAUAUAAUGAAUACACGUACACCUGACUCAUCCACUGUUGAUCAAAUCUCAGAAAAGUAAGGAAAAAAAAUAACUAAAAAAAAAUAAAAAAAAAUCUGCAUGUUCUAGUGUUAGUGACAAAUUUUUACAUAGAUUAUGUAGAGUUAAAGUAGUGUGAAUAAAGACACAAUAUUGUAAUCCCAACUCCAGGCACUUGCCAAAUCGAGUAUUUUGUUUGGCCCCUUUAAACCUAGGGUAUUUUUACUGCUGUCCUCACAAUCAACCAGUCUUUGUGAUUCUCUUUAGCUUCUCAUCCUUUCUCUAUAUUGUCCCUCCCUCCUUUUGUCGCCUUUAAAACAAUCAUCCUUUUUUUUUUUUUCUUGCAAGAGCAAUCCAUUUUCUCUUCUCAAAUUGCUCGGAAAACAAUUGUUCCUCAUCGAUGUGCCUUGAGUGAUGUUUUAGUCCUGAGCUGAUUCACGAGUCGCAGUGCUUUUUACUUCCCAGAUCUUUUCCACCAUGCUGCUGCUAUGCAGGGAAUCAGAGAGUGAAGCAGACCAUAGGAACAUGUGCUAAUAAUACAGUAAGAGGAGCAGUGUAUGAGCCCAGGCCUUGUGAUACAGCAUCCUUGUACGAGACUCGGUCUCGUGCUACUGUGUUAAUCAUGCGGAGGCCCUCGUUAGUUGUAUAGUCAAUAGGAAAAAUAAACAUUUAUUAGUGUAACUGUUAUAGUUCUGACACCCAGGCCCUAGGUAGUGUAUUGAUAUUUAUGGAUGUUGCUGCAAUUAUUUCGAAAUGGAAUUUUUUAUUUUUUAUUUUUAGUCUUCCUGUUUUUGUUCCCAGAACAGUAAAAAUAAGGAAAUGAAAAAUACAUUAAUGAACUAAUAUGCAAUACUCGCUUGCACUCAUUUUUCCUUUCCCUUUUUUUUUUUUUUUUUUUAACAAAGUUAGCGUUGCACUUGACUGGCUGGUUGUUGGCAGAUUUGUUUUCAUUAAAACUCCACACCAGUCGUGUUUAGGUAUUCUACUUUCUUUGCGCUUGAUCUAAAUGACCAUUCACGUAUUAAAGUUCCUCUUUCUUUUCCUUUUGGUCACGAGCAAGCCUUAAAAAACAAGGAAACUUCCUCUCCAGUACAAUGUUUAACAUACAUGCAUUUAAAGAUUUAAGAAAUGACAAAACACCCAUUUUAUGUACAUGUUGAUCUUCCAUAAUAACAUGUUUUCUUGUCUAUUCCAUAUAUAUCAUUUAAGAGGAAAAAAAUAUCGCGAAAAAAAAUUUGUUUUCCAAGUGUCUGAUAUGGCAUUUUAGUGGUUACACUUGUGUGUGUGGAUUGUGUGUGCUUUCUUUCUUUCUUUCUUUUUUUUUCUAUUAUUUUUUGUUAGUGUGUCAGGAUUUUUAUUUUUUUAAAUUUUUUUUAUGGUUCUUGCCUACCCUUUAGUAAUGAGUUGGGCAUUAUUUCCUUAAUUAUCUGCACUAAAUACGAAAGAAUGACGGUUUUGACGAUUAAAAAAAAAAAACAACAACAAAAAUAAAAACUGCUUCCAGGGCUUAAAAAAAGAGCAAAGGGAAAAAAAAAUCGAUUGCACGAACAUUUUAUUUUAUUUUCUUUUUUUUUUAGUCACAGAAACUUAGUUUAGUUUAAAAGCAGCCUAGCAUCUAAUCAGCAGGAUAUCAGGCUGCGUGUGUAAAAUAAAGACAAAAAAUUGCACCCUUUUUAAAGAAAGACAAAAAAAGAGAAAAAGAAUAUAAAAGCAAUAGCUUGGGCAGUUUGUUUUGUUUCUUGUGUCGUGUGUGUACUUUUGGUUAGUUUUCGUUUUUGUUUGUUUUUAUUUUGUUUAUUUUUGGAUGGGGGGGGGAUUACAAACAGAGUUUUGGGAAGAAGAAGAACAAAUCUAAUUGAAAUGGAGAAGAGAGCUAGGACUAGGAUGCCGCUGAGUAUGGGAGAUCUGUUGUUUGUAUAUUGUAUAGUUUUAUUAAUUACACUGAUUUUAAAGCUGCCCUAUUUUAUAAUGCAGGACUUUUGUAACAUUGAUUAAAUGAGGAAAAACUAGUGUUGUGAAUUUUUGCAUCGUUUGUAAUAAGGCCACAUCAAUAGAACUGUUUCUUUUGGGUUUUUUUUUUUUUUUUUCCCUUUUGUUUGUUUGUUUGUUUGUUUGUUUGUUCUCUGGGGAACUGGAUUUAAGUUGAAAACUUUCCUGUUUCCUGAUUUAUCAUUGUUUUCUUUCGCUUUCCUUUUUUGUAUGUAUUUAAAGCCUUUUUUUUUUUUUUUGGUUCCUUUCCUUCUUUUGAUGGUAUAGAGUAUUUCCUAUACUUGAAAAGUAUAAGGUAUUGAGGUGAAAGCCCCAUUGUAAAUGGAUGUUACAAGUAUGCUUGCUGUAUGUUUUGAAGGUUCUUUGUUGCAUCAGUGUUGAUGAAGCUAAAUUUAGGUAAUUCUGAGGAUGUUGGUAAGAAAUGAGAGCGUUUUUAUGCAUUUUAAAAUUAGUUUUAGGCAGAAGACAAUGACAUAGACAGCCAAAGGAUGCCCCUAUUAUAAAUGCAUCUAGGCAUCUUUUUGUGUUCACCAUUCCAUGCAGGAAAAUAAACAGCUUGAUAUGCAACAUGAUUCUUUUUCUCUUCAACAUCUCUCCAUCUCUCUCUGUCUCUCUCUCGCUCUCUCUCUGUCUCUGUCUCUCUCUCUCUCUGUCUCUGUCUCUCUCUCUCUCUCUCUCUCUCUCUCGACCACCUCUGCUAACCGAGCAUGGAGUCACAGCACGCUGAGAAGCAUUCUCUCCAUGUCACUACACUGCUGCGGCUCUUCUUAUUGGCUCAGCUACACACACACACACACACACACACACACACACACACAGUUGGGAUUGAAACGACUAGGAAUGAGACAUUUUAUGGUAUAUCUGGCACCAGUUCUCAUUCAAACUUUUCAGUUGUAGCGAGUAUACACACUCUUUUUACUCCUUGAACAGAAAAUAUUAAUUAUUUGUUCAGCAAAGAUUAUUACACCUUCAUUUUUUUUGGUCCACUGCAUGAAUCUUUCAUAAUGAAGUGUGAAGCCUGAGCGCCAGCUAGGCCAUGAAUAGAUCUAGCACAUUACCCUAAGCAUUUAUUCCCAUCAUACAUUGUAAAAUCAUAGGCACUUAAAUACAGCCUUGAUUCCGAAUCCUUGGUGUCCAGAGCGGUGUCCGUAUGUUUGCUUGGUUUUUCCUAACCCACCAUCAACACCUCGCCACACCUCAACUGCAUACCCACAUACAUCAUUUCCAUCAAUGGCACAUUUCGAAUCAGUUUCUCAUCCCACAGACUGUAUCAGAUAUAAAACAGAUGUCUUCAUGUUGAGGUUAUAUUUUUCUUCUUUAUAAGACUUUAUUCCACUGCAAAUGUUUCCACUUUCCAAUCACAGCCACAGUCAACUCUUAUGUCGCGGUAAUUGUAGACGAAUUUGUGAAAAGGGAGGAAAAUUUAAGAGUAGCUGUGCUGUAACUGCACACUGAGGGAAAUCUUCUCAGCAUGGUUCAUACCAAAACUAUUACCUCCCACCUCGACUGUUGACUUCUACCCAUGACUCCCAUCUGCUUAUGAAAGGGUUAAAGGCCAUCAUGUUAUGAGGCUCCGUCGCCGUUGCUGUCGUCACCACCAUCUUUUGUGUGAUUAAACCUUUCCAUGUGAUUAUUUGAAAUAGUUAUGACAGGAGUCUUGUGGGUGGUUUGAAGUAAAACUGGCCAGAGUCUGAGGUGACAUUAUAUUAAUAUCAGGGUAACAUUCAGUCACAGUACAAAAUUCUACCAUCAAACUAGAAGACAUGACUGAUAUAGUCCGCAACCUCAUUUUUGUGUCCUGGAGGACGUUUUCAGGCAUGGGAAAGUGCAUGUGUGUGCAAAUCUUUUCUACUGCUGGACAAUCAGCACCGAUUAACAAGCUCUCUCACGUCAUGUCCAUUCACUUAUUUCCAUUUAUGAUAUAAUCUGGUUAAAAAAAAACAAAAAAAACAUUGAAAGCCCUUCAAAGAUGUAGUUUAAGGAAAAAAACCGUCUAACAUUUUUAUACGGACCUACAAAGAAACAAAAUAGACGCAGCCCUGUAAAACGCAGAAUCAGGCUGAGGCAGGUAGCUUAUCCGCAUUCUCAACUAAUCCAGGCGCUUUGUCACUCUCCCUACUAAAAUUGUUGGUGCUACCUCGGUUGAUAAGACAGAAGAUAACUCCAGACCAUCGUGAGCGAUCCUGCUGAUCCACCUAGCAGUCUUAUCUGCAUGAGAACUAUGCACUCGUGAAAUGAACGCUAUUCCAAACCAAGUUUGGUAUCUACCUUCGUUUAACUUUUACCUUUGUGUCAUGGAUUUUUUUUAUUUAGUUCAACUUCUGUUGAAAUGUAAUGAAAAAAAAACAAAAAAAAAAACAACGUAAAAUAAACGCAAACCAGCAUUUUAACUGAUACGUUUAAAAUUGUAGUGCCUGUGAAAAUCUGUAUAAUAUUGCUCUUAUUGAUAAAUACGGUUUAUACAUUUUUUUUGUCUCUUAACACCGAUAGCCUUUGCUGUGUUUCAGAGCCCUUGGACUAUAACUGAUAUUCAAUAUCCAUGGACUAUAAUCUGCAUGAUCCCUCUGUACUCACCUAGUGAAGCUCUUAAUGAAUAUGACUAGAAGAAGAAAAAAAAAACUUUUUUAAAAAUCAUUUUCUUCAGAAAGCUGUCUCUCCCAAUGAACAGAUUUAUUUAUUUAUUUUUGUUCAAAUAUGCUCAGUCUAGUGUAGAAUCAAUUACAUUUACUCUAUUUUCACUUUGUUUUUAGACAUUUGUGUCAUUCCUCUCUCAUACAAUAUAGUCCUCUUAUAUACAGUAGUAGCACCAUGGAAACCACACACACACACACACACACCAUUCUAGCAUCAGCAGGCCGAAGGGAAGAUCCAAAGGGGUCUUCAUUUGAUGAAGCGUCAUGUCCUGGCGAGAACAAAAUCACAUAAGUGAUUCCCUUGUGUUGUUGAAAUUGUUGAGCGCUAGCCUCAGUGGACCGUGGAUCAAUGCGAGGAUCUUAUACGAGGUGUUCAGCCUUACUUGAGGCAAAAAGGAACCUUGCUGAAGAGCGUGUGGAUUGUGCAGGGCUAGGGGAAGUGAGCUCUGGUGGCUCUCAGGACUAUUUAUUGAUGUGAAAGCAGAUGGAGCGGGUCAAAAGUUAAGAGUCCAGCCUAUCAAAGUUGAGAAUACCUUUUUGAAUGGCAGGAACGCCUUCGCUGAUCCUUUAGUCUGUGCGGUGACUUGGUUGUCCAAAUUGCUGAGUAAUAAUAGCAGAAUUUGUUGAAAAGAUGUCGCACUUUUUCACCAACAAGGUGCUGGUGUCUAAAUGCAGCAGUAUGUUGCAGGUCUGGAACCAGGGUUUGGUUACAGAAUUCAGAUUGUUGCAGUGACAACAAAUUGAGCGAGUCAUUUUCAUGACCAUAAUUGAGAUAAGACACGGAUUACCCAGAGAGUUUUAAAUAUCACAGUAAGAAUGAGUGAUCUGAGAACAAAAUGAACACCUAACUGCCAAGUUUGAGUUACAGAACUUCAUUUAAGCAAAAAUUGGCAAAGUCGUGUCUCUCGUUUCUUUCUUCACCUGUUGUCUGUACUGAUUUCUCUGAUGUUUAUAGACACAGAAGGAGUUGAUAAAACCCCCCUUUUUUCUUCUUUUUUUUAGAAAAAUGUUUACUAUUUUUACACCAUUCAGAAAUUAGUACAAUUCCUGAUCUCUGGUUUUUCAGGACCAGCUCUGUGUUGUUGGAAAAGUGUUAGGUGCAUGCAAUCCUGUAGUGUCAGUGUGUGUAAAUAGUGAUAUGUGACAUUUGUGACUGAAAUGGGAAAUUUUGAAAUUCAGGAAAUGUGCUAUCGGAGUGUGUUGAUCAUUAGUAUGUAAGUUUGGAUCUCUGAGCCUGAUCUUAUGAAGACAAUCCUGCUCAUCUCUGAACCGAGCCGAGUAGCAGAAUGCUGUGUGAUGCUACACCGCCGUCCUCCAACCAUCUCCACACAUCCGUCAUCUUUAUCUUCACCCUCCCUAUACGCAUCAUUUGCCUUUUACUGAGUAAUCAAACUUCAGUUAAGAAGAAAUCAAACGAAACCUUGUGCCUCUAUUACACUUGCUGAUGAGAAACUGUCAUUUCAAGCACCCGGUGUUUGUUAUGUCAUGUUAUGGGUUCCAUCACUGAUUUGACUCCAUUGUGGUUCUGUGUUAAACCUCUGUGACUGACUGCUCUCUCUUUUUUUUCUUUUGUCCUGGAGUCAUAUGUAUCGCUUAACGUAGAAUCGGUUUUCGGGAUGUCGUAUCUUGAUGUAGCCUGUUGAAUCCGUACAGGUUAGAGUGAGCUGAUCCUACGUGUGCUUUUUAACUCUGAGUCACCUGAUACAUAUGGCCUCUGAGCUAAUCUGAGUACCUAUUAUUUGUUGUCUAUGUAAUGCCAUUUUUCUUUCUUUCUUUCUUUCUUUCUUUCUUUCUUUCUUUCUUUCUUUCUUUCUUUCUUUCUUUCUUUCUUUCUUUCUUUCUUUCUUUCUUUCUUUCUUUCUUUCUUUCUUUUUCAUUUCUUCUCUUUCUCUCUUUCUCAGCCCAUUACUGUGAUGACCACAUUCAUCCACUGAUUUACUGGAAGCAAGAUGUGCAUUUCCUAUGCAACAACAUCAACUGAAAAAAAAAAAGAGAGAAAUAAAGACGCUAAUGCUGAUCCUCUGCGUCACCGUGUGUUCCUUCCAUUACACACCUUCGAAUACUGUACACCCACCAGAUUAGUUUUUAUUCUACAUCACGCCAUGCUUCACUUUCAAACACGGACAAAAAAACAUGUGACUGCCGCAGACUUGCACUUGGCAUGGCACUUGGAUGGGCUGAUUUGACAGGCAUUAAGAGUGCAGUGUGUCAGAGCCUUUAAGAGGUGUUUGGACUAAUCCCGGCACUUUGUGGUUAGUUUGCUGAAGCCAGCUGUCUGGCUGACGAUGAAAAGCUAAACUGUGCUGCCAUCUUUCUUUUUUUAACCUCUCUCUCGCUCAUUCUUUCGCUUUGAAUCGUGUGUUUUGUUGCCAAAUGUAUCUUUCUACCUGUCAGGUUUAAUGCACAGUCCAUGCAGAAAAUAGAGCAGAAAAUAGAGUCAGACUUUAAAUGUAAAAUUCUGCAACACAUAUUCUGUAGGACUAUGUAUAACAUUUUAUUGUCGUAAUCCUCUGCUUUACUAUAAGCAAAGACAUUAAUAGGUGCAAGACACUCAACACAACCUGAGUGUGUGAUAAGAGCCACAGAAACAUGGACCGUCUGGGCAGAGCCCAAAAGUGGUAUAUUUCAGAUAGUCAAACACAGCAGAAUACAAAACCAGCAGAAAAUAAUACUCAAUACUUCUUGAACCUGUGUCAUACUUUCCUAUGUAAUACUCCAUAUGGUCUCUCUGACCCACCUUCCUGAUCAUUUUACUUUGACCAGUCGGGAACUGACUUACUGCCAUGAGUUAUAAAUACAACACUUACAACCCUUCAGAAUGUGAUGUACAUUGUAAAAUAAUCAGCUUCUUGGUGGGUGUUUAAGGUCGGACAGCAUGAUACCACUCCUUUGUCGACCAUUUUGCUAUAGCAGUGGGUGUUUUAAUCCUUACAUGCAGCACGAGAGCCAAUCUCGUAUGUGUCUGUGACUUAUCAGCUCUUCAGCUUACCUACUU